AUGUACAUCACCCUCUACUACAUAGAGCACCUCCUAGCAGCAGAGAAGAGCAUAGUCGUUGUAGGAGCCUCUCGUGGUGACCCUCGCACCCCCGUCUUUGAGGGAUGUUCCCCCUCCCCCCUCUUUCCCUCUAUUGCUUCUGUUGCUACUGCCGACCUCGUUGGUUUCUACGGGGUCUGCGUUGCGUCUGCCCCGAGCGGGAGACGCCGCACCGGCAAGGGCAAGGGGGGCGAGGGAGCUGGAGGGGCUAGCGGGGGCGGUGGAGGUGGUGGUGGAGGCAGUGGAGGGGGUGGGGGUGGUGGUGGGAGUGGUGGUGGGGGUGGCGGCGGCGGUGGCAGUAGUGGAGGCGGCGGAGGCGGCAGUGGUGGCGGAGGGAGCAGAGGCAGCGGAGGUGGCGGAGGCGGAGGAGGUGGUGGAGGUGGCGGAGGCGGUGGCAGCGGCGGCGGUGGAGCUUGUGCGGACUUUGCGCAGAGGAGUGGGUCCGGUGGUGGUCCGCGCUAG
Closterium sp. NIES-65 is the source of this 501-nucleotide messenger RNA. The record is from the annotation of a GenBank genome assembly. NCBI's taxonomy places the organism in Eukaryota, Viridiplantae, Streptophyta, Zygnematophyceae, Desmidiales, Closteriaceae.